AUGCUAAGCCCGAAGAUCAACCGGUCUGUGCGAGUCAAUGACGGCCAGCUGGUGGCGCUGUCAGACCGAGCUCAGUACGACCACUCACAGGCCGGAUACCUACACAAGAGGAGCUCGGACAACACGAAGUGGCAGCUGCGAUGGUUCGUUUUGUAUCAGAACCUGUUAUUCUACUACGAGUCGGAGAACAACACGCGGCCCACUGGCGUCUUGCUGCUGGAGGGGUCUUACUGCGAGCGACUCAGCAAGUCACCGAUGGAAAGGAAUGCUUCGUUCUGCUUCACGAUCUCCUACCGGCGGGAGACUCAGCGCCAAUAUGAGCUGCGGGCCGCUUCGGAGGUAGACUGCGUGCACUGGGUCGACGCGAUCAGAGAGGCCAGUUUCAACAAGUUGCUCCUCCAGAAGGAGGAGUUGGAGCAGAAGCAGCUGCAUUUGCUCCAGGUGGUGGAGAGUGAGCGCACGGCGCGUUGGCAGUACGCACAGCAGUGCGACGAGCUCGCCAACGAGGUCAAGAAGCUCAGGACGGAGCUGUGUACCUACAAGAAGGAACAUGAACCGUCUACCCGCGCCGCUUCCACCACCAGCUCGUCACCAUCUCAUUCACCUGAGAUUGACCCGGCAGAGUUGCGCAAAAUCAAAAAAGUUCAGAGUUUCUUCCGUGGCUGGCUGUGCCGGCGACGGUGGAAGCAGAUCGUGGAUCAGUACAUCAAGAGCCCUCACGCAGAGAGCAUGCGGAAACGAAACAGCCUCGUCUUCAAAAUGGUCGAAGCUGAAGAAGAAUAUCUCGAGCAAAUGGAAAUAUUGGUCACUUGUUUCCUCCGCCCAUUCAAGAUGGCAGCGAGCUCCAAGAAGCCCACCUGCUCCCAUGAAGAUGUCAACUCCAUCUUCCUGAACAGCGAGACCGUGCUCUUCCUUCAUCAGAUCUUCUUCAAAGGUCUCACUUCUCGCAUGGAGUCUUGGCCGACGCUUGUCUUAGGAGACUUAUUCGACAUGCUGCUACCAAUGCUGACCAUCUACCAGGAGUACGUUCGCAACCACCACUACUCGCUACAAGUGCUGACGGAGUGCAAACAGAACCAAACCUUCGCCCAACUAUUGGCGCGGUUGGAGAGCAAGCCUGCCUGUCAGGGAAGAUCCCUGGAGACGUUUCUUACGUAUCCUAUGCACCAGAUUCCGCGCUACAUAAUAACUCUGCAUGAGUUAUUGGCGCAUACUCCACAUGACCACGUGGAGCGUCGCAGUCUGCAGCAUGCCCGGGCGCAACUUGAGGAACUGUCUCGGCAGAUGCACGAUGAGGUGAGCGAGACUGAGAACCUGAGAAAGAACCUGGCGGUGGAGCGUAUGAUCAUCGAGGGAUGCGACAUCCUGCUUGACGUCAACCAAGUAUUCAUUCGACAAGGAACUCUCUCUCAAGUGGUGGGCAAAGGCCGCCGGGCGCAGCUGCAGGCUCGGCAGUCGUUCCUGUUCAGCAACCACCUGCUGCUCACCACCAGAGCCACAGGCGGUAGACUGCACCUUCCUCCUUCCGGGAGACUUCCACUCCAUGAUGCUCUGCUGAUUGAAGACCCGUCCAACCACGAUGAUGACGAUUCCACAUCAGUCUGUUCUUCUCCCGGGGGAGAUGCGUAUCAAGGGAAAGACUUCAAGAUUCUGGUCGAAGUGAAGGGAGAGCAGAUUUGUGCUCAUUUAGUGGCAGCAACCAUCGAGGAGAAAGCAGCUUGGACCAGCGAGUUAGCGCAGUGUAUGGAGAACGCAGCACUGACGGAACUCCUCCGGGCGUGUGGCUCUUGUGGUACGGCGUCAGCAAGUUUACCGGCCUGUCGCUCCGAUAGAGCCCUCUUCACCGAUGAUGUGGACAUACGGUUCAGCAGGACCCUCAACUCCUGCAAGGUCCCGCAGAUCAGGUCCGCGACGCCCCAGCGGCUGCUACAAAGACUUACCGAUCUCCGUUUCCUAUCAGUGGACUUCCUGAACACGUUCCUGUUGACGUACCGCGUGUUCACGGACGGGGUGACGGUGUUGGAGGCGUUGAAGCAGGUGUUCUUUGAACAAUCACAGCAGGAGAUGGAGCUAGCGCCUCCACCAGACGCCACCAGGAAGACUAGUGGUGCUAGUUCCGUGUCAGGCUACGGUUCAGAAUACAGCGAUAGAGAUUGGCAGUCAAGGUUUUGGAGGAUGUCUUCACGCAAGAGCGAGGAAGACGACAAACUGUCUCCGUAUCUGAUGGCACCGUCAAGGCGAACUUCUACAGUUAGCAAAGUGGAAGAGGAUAACAGCCACUUACAGAUCCCCAAAAUAAUGGCGACAUCGUCGAGCAAUGAGACAUUGAAAGGUACAUCACCAUCAUCCCCGGGUGCGAUAAGCUCGGUAACUUUAGUCGGAAGUCCUAAGAAGGUCAGUCCAGUCCAUUCCACCAGCGAAGACAAAGACGCAAAGAAAGACCACAAGUCACCUACCAAAGACAACGACGCUGCUGCUGCUAUUAUGAAAGACGAGAGCAUCGAGCUGGUCGAUCAGAGUGACGAAGACAUCAAAUAUAAAGAAGAGGAACAAGAGAAACAUAAACGCAAACCCGAUGACAAGUUUAAACUGUCGCAGAGGUUUUCAGAACGCGUGCGUACGAUGACGGAGAGCCCGCGCCGGCUGCAGCCGUCGGCCGCGUCCGCCGCGUCGGAAGCGCGGCGCAGGUCUGACACGGCCCGGGAGCAGAAGGUCGGGAUUACUGAGGAGCCACGCCGCGCGUCCGACUUGGGACGCUACGGACCGCGACGGUCUGUCAGCGAGAGACGCAGCACGAACUCGUCUAUCCUGAGCGACCGACGCCGCUACUGGGGCGACUCGGAGCCUCGGUCUUCGGUCACGUCACAGGUUUCUCAGGUGGCUCAGAAUUUCCGUCGAGAAACCAGUCAACCUAAAGCAGGUGUGGUGAUCACGUCAUUCAGGCAGUCCCACCGCAGCUUUGGAAAAGACCUGUUGUGGAGCAGUACUUCCACGGCAGCAGUGGCGUUUGCAGUGGCCACGUCGGCGUCUUCCAACCCUCGGUCACCGCCAGCAACUUCGCCACCAGCUACCCGACGGGAUUCUGUCAUUUCCACUGCUGCUACCAUGCGUGUGCUCAAUGUUCUAAGGCAUUGGAUCUCCAAACACUCAUCAGACUUCUGGUCUGACGAGCGCCUCCGCGGGCUGACCAUGGACUUCCUGAAGGAGAUCGAGAGCAGUCCAGGAUUGCUGCCAGCGGAGCACAAGGCGGCUGCCCAGCUGCUGCGGCUGUUGGAAAGAGCACCUGAUAGAGCCGUGGACCUGAAAGCUCUCUUUAUACCUCCACCUGUACCAACAAAAGAAAGUAUCGAGACCCUCUCUGCGCUAGAAAUUGCUGAGCAGAUGACGUACCUGGACUAUCAGAUCUUCAGUGCCAUCCAUAGCGAGGAAUUCCUGGGCCAAGCGUGGACGAAAGCCGACAAGGCGGAGAGAGCUCCACAUAUCCUCAUGAUGACCAGCCACUUCAACCACAUAUCCAACCUCGUCAUAUCCGAGAUCCUGAAGAAGUACACAUUGGCUGGUCGAGUAGCAGCUAUUGAGAAGUGGGCAGCGGUGGCGGACAUCGCUCGUUGUCUUCACAACUUCAACGGUGUCCUGCAAGUGUGCGCGGCACUAUCCAACACCUCCAUCUACCGCCUCAAGAAGACCUGGGACAAGGUGUCCAAAACUAGCAAACAAACCAUUGAGAAGAUGCAAACACAAACCUCAUCGGAAUGCAGAUUCAGAAUCUUGAGAGAGGCUUUACACAGAUGCGACCCGCCUUGCAUCCCGUACCUAGGCAUGUACCUGUCAGACCUGUCGUUCCUCGAGGAAGGAACGUCCAAUUACACUCCUGAUGGACUACUCAACUUCUCCAAGAUGAGAAUGAUCGCUCACGUGAUUCGUGAAAUACGAAACUUCCAGCAAACACCAUACAAAAUUGACCACAUACCGAAGGUGUGCGAUUUCCUUCUCGACCGUUCAUUAAUCAUCCAAGAGGAAAGGCAAUACACGCUCUCGCUUGAGCUGGAGCCGCGGGUAGCGCGGGGCUCCAACGCGGGCCUGCACUCGCACUCGGCAGCGCCCGCGUCGCCAGCCUCCUAG
Molecule: messenger RNA, 4122 nt
Organism: Pectinophora gossypiella (pink bollworm)
Lineage: Eukaryota; Metazoa; Arthropoda; Insecta; Lepidoptera; Gelechiidae
Product: ras-specific guanine nucleotide-releasing factor 1-like
Exons: 33
Coding region: 1-4122 (1373 amino acids)
Biological process (GO): Ras protein signal transduction; positive regulation of GTPase activity
Cellular component (GO): plasma membrane
Molecular function (GO): guanyl-nucleotide exchange factor activity; protein binding
Source: RefSeq, a predicted model, not a curated record